UGCAUUGUGUGCUCAGCUUCACCGCCUCGGAGAAGUUAGGGUUAAGUACGAGUCUUAAGAUAUUACAGAGUCUAUCAUUUGCUGCCAAGCGGCCAGUGGUAAAAGCUAUGGCUACCGUUAGCGAGCUAGCGUUAGCUCAAUGUGAAGUAUGCCUUGAGCGGACAUGAGAUACUGGAUGGAUUACUCCAGCAAUGUGAGUGCUGAAGUUUGAGGAUCUGCCGAUCUCCGCGCAUCGUUGGAGACUGAGUUAGCAGAAAUGUUAUGUGGGAUCAGUACUUCGACUGAUGGAGAUAAAGUUCAUCCCUUACAGAGCUGCUGUGCCAAACUUAAUUUGUAACGAUGGAUAAUAAAGAGGUGUUGACAGAGCUGGACAAGAUUUCUAGGCGGCUCCAGGAGGAUGGCUUGUCACCAGGGGCCAGUGCAGAAGAGAAGCAGGGCCACCUUUGGCAGCAGCUUCUCAACAGUGAGGCGAAGCUUCAUGCAGCUACCCAAGAGGUGCAGACCCUACGUGUGCAGCAAGCCAAUGAGAUGAAGGAGCUGGAGAGCUAUGUUGCACAUAUUCGUGGGCUGUUAGAAGAGCGAGAGGGCCUGGCUGCAGAAUAUGAAAGACACAAUGAACAGCUGCAGCACGAACUUCACCAGAUUCAACACCAGCUGGAGAGUCAGAGCAAGGAGUUGGCAGAGAUGCUGGCUCAGGAGGACCUGGUGGAGAUGGGCUUGACCAGCCCCAGUGAGAUAGUGGCUUAUUUACUGGUGGAGAGGGCCACACUGCUGGAAAGGUUGGAGGCUGCUGAGAGGAGACUGGAAAGUCAGAGUCUCAGUGUUAACUUGAAGGAAGUGGACCACCAGGAGUUUAUUUGCCACAUGAGGGGGGAUGACCUGAGACAGCAAAAGGAGGAUCUCCAGAAGACCUUAAAUAACGCAAAGUGCUCAUCCCAGAGUCCGUGGAAGAAGCUGUUUGGCCUUCGCAGGUCUGGUCAGAGCAAGCACAGUAUUAACCCUGCUCACAGUGAGGAGAUUUCCCAAGAGCGAAAUGAGCGUCAGCGACUGGAACGGGACUUGGAAGAAGCAUCCCGGAGGCUGGCGAUGGCUCAUCAGGAUAUCCGCAGACUCACUAAUGAACUGGAUGCUGCCAAAAACAACAACCCAGACCCAAGCGGAUCUGAGCUUCAGGGAACCGUCCAAGAAGUAGAGAACCUGAGGAAGGAAGUGCAAAAUCUCAAACACUCUGAUGUGAUGAAGUUGCAGCAGGCUAAAGAGCAAAAUGACAAACUAGAUGCUGAGAACAGAGCUCUGAGGGACAGAGUGCGUAUUUUGGAGUCAGAAAAGAAAAAUCUCCUUGACCAGAAUGAUGCAGCCAAAGAAGAUAAAAAAGAUAAAAAUGUUUGCAGUGACCAACAAAACAAUCUGUCUGCUUUAUCAGCUCAAGAAAAAGAUCACAUUCACAAACGGUGUCAAGAGGCUGUGGAAGACGGGCUUGUGCAGGUGAAAGAGCUGCAGCGACAACUGCAGAGGCUACGAAAGGAACAUGAAGAGCUGGAGGAGAGGAACGAGGAGCUGGAGGCCUUGCUGGGGGAAGCCCAGAAUGCUAGCAAAGAGGAGAGGCAUCGCCAUGAGGGAGAACUGGAGGGCCUGCGAAGAAGGAUCACAAACCUGGAGGCAGAGAUAAAGAAGCAGAAAACCCAAGAGAAAAUGUUGCAGAUUGGAGAAGAGGUCAAAACCACCGAGUCCUACUUAAAGUUGCACCUAAAGAACGGUGGUCAAGAGAGCCUGGCUAUGCUUGAGGCUCGUCUGACUGAGGAAAAAGACUGGAGGAAACAGCUGGAGUUGGACCUCAGUGCUGCACAGGCUGCCCUGAAGAAAGAGAAAGAGGCUUUGCAGAUAAGCGAGCGAGAGCGAAACAAACUGAGACUUGAGAACAACAGCCUUCAUAUAGAAUGCCAACAGGGGAAAACACUCAUCAAGAGUCUCACUCAAGUCAAGGUGGAAAAAACACUUCUGGAAGAAAAGGUCUCCCAGAUGGAGCGUGCCUAUAGCAGACUCCAGGGAGAGCUGCAGCGCUACAAAGACAGUAAGCAGACCCAAGAUGAGAUGAAGGAAAACAUGCUACACGUCAGCCAGCUGCAGCAACAAGCUGACCGGCUUACUGCUGAACUUACCAGCCUCCAGACAGCACACAACAGCCUGAGAGAUGAGAUGGCUUCAGAGCGGAUGCAGACUGCAGAGCUACAGGCCAGGCUAAGCUCUAGUGUUCACGAGAAACUAGCAGCAGAGGGCAAACAGGAGAGAUUGGAGCUGGAGAUCCAGCGCCUUGUUAAGCAGCUUCAGUGGCAUCAAGACCAACUAUCCACUACGAAGGAAGUGCUUGGCAGCAGCCAGAAGCCUGAACUGCACAUAGUUCAUUUUGAACCUAGAGUCAGUCCAGUGGAAAAAAGCAGAGAAGAGUGCUUGGCUCAGGAGCUGAGUGAUCUACAGAAUAAGCUGGAGAAGGAGCGGCAGCAGGGACUUGAGCACAAAAUGGCCCUCGAGGCACAGGUGAAUGAAGCCCAGGCACAUAUUAAGUCCCAAGAUUCUGUGCUGAAGCAGAAGACAGAAGAAGCUAAACAAAUGAAGCAAGACCUGCAGAGGGCCCAGAGCCUGUUUACCUCAGCGGAGAAAGAGUUACGCUAUGAGAAGGAGAAGAACUUGGACCUGAAGAGACACAACACGCUGCUGGACCAGGAAAAACUCAAGCUUAGUGCAGAACUGAAGCAGGUCCAGACAAAGCUGGUACAGAUGGAGCAGAAAGUCACCGGUCAGGCGGCUGAGUGUGAACAUCAGCAGCAGAAAAUCAGGCAAUUGGAGCUGGGACUGGCUCGUAGCUCCGCCAACCGCAGUGCCACUACUAGUCUGCAGGGGGACCUCCAGGCUGAGAGGGCACGACUCAUCGCUGCUGACAAGAAGGUCCUGGAACUACAACAGCAGCUUAAGUCUGUCCAGCACCAGCUGCGUGUGGAGGAAGCUCGCGCAGGCGAGACCAACCGCUUGGAGAGGGAAAGCAGGGAUCUGUCUGACGCCUUGUCAGCUCUGAGAGCCCAGCAACAGGAAGAGCACAUCACCAGGAAGCUGUUAGAACAGCGCGAGGAGGAGCUGCAGCAGCAGGUUCGCUCCUUGAGGCAUAAGGAGGCCUCAUUGACCAGGACAAAUGCAGAGCUCAGCCACCGUGUCCAGCAGCUGGACACCCGUCUAUCCGUCCUGGAGGCUGAGCUUAGCAAUGCUAGAGAGGAGGCAAAGGACAGCCAGGCGUCACGUCAAAAGCUGCAGGAGGAGCUGUUGGCCAGUCAGCAGGAUUGUAAAGGACUGCAGGAUGAGCUGCAGCAGGUUCUCCUCCAACUCGACGUGCAUGUCAGAAAGUACAAUGAAAAACAGAGUCAACACAAGACCAAACUGCGUCAGGCCAAGCAGGUGUUUCUAAAGGCAACCGAACAGAGAGACAGCACCAUCCAGAAACUAGAGAAUGAUCUCGAGCUUGCUUCCAUGCUUUCUCAGAAGGACAAAGAGAGGAUCCAGUUAGUGAUGGAGGUCAAUGAGAAGCUUUUGGAGGAGAAGAGGGAACUGGUGCAGAAGAUAAUUGAGGCCGAGGAGAUGGGCAGCAAGGCCAUGAAGACCGCCUCAACAGUCCAAUAUAGGGUUAACCUCUUAGAAGUGGAAAACAAACAACUGCAGGACGAAACCUUGAAACUCUCCAAUCAAGUCAGUUCUUUAGAGCGUGCUCUGAGGAAUGUCCAGUCACUCUACAGCAUGGAGAAUGCCAGAAAAAUGCUUCCCACUGAUGCUCUCACUGACAGCAUCCUACAUACAUCUGCACUAAGUUUGACGUCAGGUUCUGGUAACAAACUGGACGUCCUGGAUGCAAUCUGUCGGGUGAAGGUGGACGAUGGUGUGCUGGCGGAUGGCACCCGGACACCUUUCACCACACACCAACCUUCAGAGCAGGGAUACCUGAAUCUCACUUCCCCAUUGAUUCCUCCAGCCUCUGCCAAAGGGGCGGAGGAGAGCUCUAAAAGCAGUGACCAGGUAUAAGAAAUGGUACGAUGUCUGCCUUCAUCUGCAGGGAAAAAUCUGUGUAGAAGUAAUGAAUUUAUAUUAUAUAUAGAAUUCAAAUUAUCCUUGUUAAAAGAGUAAUAAUGAAAGGGAGUUUCCACUACAUUUCUGCUCAGGAUGGUGUCUACGUUGUAUGUGUUAGCAGGUUCUUCUCUUGCUGGGAGGUACAUAUAUAUAUUUCAAACCAGAUUUUGGACAAGGGAAAAUUUUGGGGGUUUGUAAAAAAACAAAAAAUGCCUGUGCUAGUGUCAAUACGAUAUUUUUAUUACAUAUUUUCAAGGGGGCAUUAUCUAACAGGAGAUUUGACUUGGUAGCUGAAGAAGUGAAACGAUUCUGUAAAACACUCUAAGCCGUGCAUAGACAGCAGUUCGUUAUUUGCACCAGCGCACCAAAUCAAAUCGGCGAUUAAAAGCCUCGUGUUGGCUCACGGGAAAGAUUGUUUUAGUGUAAAUACUUAAAAUCACAUUAGUGCUUUUCACGCUAAUGCAGUGAAUGACUCUUCAUGAGGAAUAUUUGAAUGGUACUAGUUUAAACUGAGCACUUUAUAAGACAUUUAACUCGUGUUUACAUUUGGGGAAAGUGUAAUGCUGUAGUGGGAUAUUAAAGGUAUGCAUAUUUCCCCAAUUAAAUUUAACCUUGGCAGUGUUCUGAUGCCGGUGAGUGCGAGCGUGUGCUGGUGGAUGGUGCCCGGACACUUUUCUCCACACACCAACCAUCAGAGCAGGGAUACCCGAGUCUCUCUUCCACAUUGAUUCCUCUAGUCUCUGCCAAAGGCACAGAGGUGAUAGUAAUGAUUUAAUGUGUCAAAGACAUUUUUAAAAGAAUAAGCAUUUUUACAAAUGUAAAAAAAAUCGUACUGAUUUCAUAUCAACCAUAAAGACAGACUCAAGAUAGACAAGUUGGACUCAAUUUUUCGUUUAAUAAGAGAUUGCCAUACACUGAAAGUAAAUACUGGACUCUGUUCAGAGAUGAGUACUAGCUACAAUCAGUGCUUUAUUUACUAUUUAUAGUUUUCUUUUAGUCUGCAAAGUCACACAAUUCCAGGCAUUUUUUUCCUCUUUUUUAAACUUUUUUUUCUGUUCUCCAAGGACCCGCUGUUUGAGGUAUUUGUGCUUUAGUCACAAAGACGAUCAGCAGUAAGACUUUAGUCAUUUGCAAAUGGCAUUAAAUACAGGUUUUGUAUCCACCGUUAUACAGUGUCUUUGGUUUUGUCCUCAACGUGCCUGAAAUGACGAAGUGUGAAUACAUCUGAUAACAAAAACGACAUGGAAACAAUGAGAUGUAGUCAAUAAGAAACUUUCACUUCUUUUGUAUUUGUACAAAUGCAUUUUUAAACAAAGCUAUUUUCAUAAAUAAAGACUAAUAAAUAAACAA
Messenger RNA from Oreochromis aureus, 5457 nucleotides. RefSeq names its product coiled-coil domain containing 30 (gene ccdc30). NCBI's taxonomy places the organism in Eukaryota, Metazoa, Chordata, Actinopteri, Cichliformes, Cichlidae. The record is from RefSeq and is a predicted model, not a curated record. Bases 340 to 4062 code for a protein of 1240 amino acids. The transcript is spliced from 28 exons.